Messenger RNA from Daphnia pulicaria, 682 nucleotides. RefSeq names its product transmembrane protein 11, mitochondrial-like (gene Pmi). Lineage: Eukaryota; Metazoa; Arthropoda; Branchiopoda; Diplostraca; Daphniidae. Gene Ontology annotation, biological process: inner mitochondrial membrane organization. Gene Ontology annotation, cellular component: mitochondrial inner membrane. The record is from RefSeq and is a predicted model, not a curated record. Bases 89 to 619 code for a protein of 176 amino acids. The transcript is spliced from 4 exons.
UGAUUGUUUUUGGGCUGUUGCCGAAACUUUACAAGGCCGUCAGUACGUAUAGCAACCACUUGAAAACACUGGCCAAGUGGCAAAAGAAAUGGCAGACAGGAGAAAGAGCAGCGGGCCACAUUCGGCUGAAAUAGCGGUCGUAAGAGAAAUCUAUGACGGUGAAAACGCCCAGGAAAGAUUUGAGCUAGAACUAGAACGAGCUCUGGAAGCUGCUGUUCCAGUAAUUGUCAUUGAGCCAGUUCGACUAGGCGAUGAAACGGCGCGAUGGAUCGCCGUUGGAAAUUGUCUUCACAAGACAGCAGUACUUGCUGGACUUGGUUCGGUCAUAACAGGAUUCUUCUGUGAUAAUCGUCCAUUCAUAUACACUCCAUUAGGUCUCCUUUCCUUGCUGUGUACAGGACUGUACACAGCAUCUUGGCAAUUUGAUCCUUGCUGUAAAUACCAGGUUGAAAUGGAUACAAAAAGACUGGCCAAAUUACCAGUCAAUAGGUUGGCCACUUCCAGUCCCAUAGUUCUCGUAAGAAGAGAUGAUAACAAACGGAAGACUCUUCAUUGCACCAUCUGUGUUACAGCAGCUAGCAUUACCCUUUGGAAGCUGUACUUUAUUGCCUUCAAGUAGUCUUGUUAUAAAGAAAACUUCCCAAAUGUACAAACUGAACAAUACAUCCUUAUUAUAUCAGAA